Solanum verrucosum is the source of this 866-nucleotide messenger RNA. RefSeq lists its product as uncharacterized. Gene Ontology annotation, molecular function: polysaccharide binding. NCBI's taxonomy places the organism in Eukaryota, Viridiplantae, Streptophyta, Magnoliopsida, Solanales, Solanaceae. The coding region runs from base 1 to 777 and encodes 258 amino acids. The record is from RefSeq and is a predicted model, not a curated record. The transcript has a single exon.
AUGUCUAGAGGAACCUCUCUUCUAAAAUGUAUAACAAUAAUCUUGAUCAUCUUUCUGAAUAUUUCUGAAACAUGUUAUGCUAGGAAUAGCGAAUUUCACUACUAUGUCCGUUCUGCUUGUGGAAAUAUCCCUGACAUAAGAUACCCUUUUCGUUUAAAGACUGAUCCAAAAUAUAGUUACCUUUUCGGCUCAAAUACUGGUCCAAUGCAAUUUCCAGAAUAUGAACUAGCUUGUGAAGGUAACCAAACGGUUAUAUGGUUAUUCUCCAAGAAGUUGCACGUUCAAGCCAUCAACUAUGUUAAUCGGACAAUUCACGUCGUAGAUCCAACUUUACAAACACAAGAUUUAUGCUCUCUAUUACCUCAGCUUACCAGCCUUCAACAAUACAUGAAUAGUUCGCGUUUUCAUCCAUAUGAUAAUUACACUAAUAAUGGAUCACAGAGUAGUACUAAAAGAGUAGCAGAGCCUAUCUUCAUAUUCAACUGUCCAUUUGCUGUUAAUAACUCGACAUUUGUGGAAAUUAGUGGCUGCAAAUUAAGCAGGUACACUUAUUUAAAGAUUGGAGAAAUGAGUGCAUCUGAAGUUAGCGAUGGAUGCAAAGUGGAAUUUAUAGCCAUGACCUCUUGGCCUAAUAUUAAAAAUGACAGCAACAUUUCCCUUUCUGAUCUUCAUCAAGCAUUCAUCUAUGGGUUUGAGCUAAUUUAUCAUCAGAAUCUGGAAGUCACAGAAAUGAUUCAUUUAAGUAAGGACGACAUGUCUGUUUACUUAUUCAAUUAAUAUUCGUUAGCAAAACAAAGAAUUCACUACAACUUAAAUUUUAUGUCUUUGUAGGUCUUUUUCAAUGGUUUAUCUGUAAGUUCAUCUUU